Messenger RNA from Suillus bovinus, 1639 nucleotides. Its product is annotated as metacaspase-1. The record is from RefSeq and is a predicted model, not a curated record. Lineage: Eukaryota; Fungi; Basidiomycota; Agaricomycetes; Boletales; Suillaceae. The transcript has 21 exons. Bases 108 to 1565 code for a protein of 485 amino acids. Gene Ontology annotation, biological process: proteolysis. Gene Ontology annotation, molecular function: cysteine-type endopeptidase activity.
ACGUGUUUGUUGUGCGCUUUGAAUCUAAAGCUCGUCCAGUUUGAAGUGUCUCACUCUCUGAGCUCUCACAAUUUACCUGUUGAGUUCCCUAUAAAUCGUCAUCCAGCAUGUGGUCAGGGCAAUCUGGUUAUCCGACCAGUAACACUCAGAGUGGUACUGGCGGCGCCCCACCUCAGUUCCCAAACCCUGCCAAUUUUGCUCCUCCCAAUCCCCCUGCAUACAACCCAUCGUUUCCUUCGCACGGUUCCCAGCUGGCACCCAGAGGUUUUGGACCACCACCACCAGUAUCAAGAGAUAACCAUCCUGGACACCACCAUAAUAGUGGUUUUCCAGGUCGCUUUGCUGGACACUAUGCCCCCCCUCAAGGUCCUCCCACUCAUUAUGCACCGCCCCCUGGCCCUCCAUCCUCAUCAUACGGUGCACCCCCUGGGCCUCCUCCGGGUAGGCAAGGCCCUCCACAAUUCCUGCCGCCCCCAGGUCCUCCUGGUAAUUAUCCACCGCCACCUGGACCCCCUCGUGACUAUGGUGCACCCCAGAUGAGCAGUGGUUACGCUUAUGCUCCUCCAGGCGGACCCCCACAGAGGCCACCCAAUCAACAGCAGUAUUACGGCCCUCAAAUGCAAGGGUCCAAUCAGAUGCAGCAAUCCUUUUUCCAAUAUUCUCAGUGUAACGGCAAGAAGAAAGCUUUAUGUAUUGGGAUCAAUUACAUCGGCCAAUCCGAACAAUUGCGUGGUUGCAUAAAUGAUGCAAACAAUAUCAAGCGUUUCUUGGCUACUCAGUUUGGGUAUAAGGAGGAGGAUAUGGUCAUACUCACUGACGAUGCGAGAGACCCACGCCAACUUCCUACUCGGCAGAACAUACUGCGCGCAAUGGAGUGGCUCGUUCGUGAUGCCCGUCCUAAUGACUCGCUAUUCUUCCAUUAUUCUGGCCACGGAGGACAGACGAAGGACCUUGAUGGCGACGAAGAAGACGGAUAUGAUGAAGUCAUUUACCCAGUUGAUUUCAAAGAGAGUGGUCAUAUUGUUGAUGAUAUGAUGCACGACAUCAUGGUGAAGUCGCUUCCCCCAGGUUGUCGUCUCACCGCUAUAUUUGAUUCUUGUCACUCCGGAUCAGCUCUGGAUCUCCCAUUCGUCUAUUCCACAGAGGGCAAGAUCAAAGAGCCAAAUCUCGCCGCGGAGGCAGGCCAAAGUUUAAUGUCUGCUGUGACUUCAUACGCUCGCGGCGAUAUGAGCGGCGUAUUCAGCUCUGUCAAGGGAUUGAUCAAGACUGCCAGCGGAGAUAGACAGAAAGCCGAGAUGAUCUCUAGGACUACAAAGACAAGUCCUGCCGACUGCAUUUCUUGGAGCGGCUGCAAGGAUUCGCAGACCAGUGCGGAUGCAGAAGAAGCCGGAAAAGCUACAGGCGCUAUGAGCUAUGCUUUUAUCAAGGCACUCACCAACAACCCGCAACAAAGUUACCAGCAGCUGCUUAAUUCCAUCCGUGAUAAUUUGAGGGCAAAGUACAGUCAGAAACCACAGCUGUCUAGUUCUCACCCGAUGGACACAAACCUACUUUUCAUAGCCUAGAUAAUAAAUGUUUGUAUUAUGUAUGUUUACUGAAUGUGGAAUACAAGAUUAUCCUGUCCAGUCAAGUUGCAUAU